Molecule: messenger RNA, 1251 nt
Organism: Alternaria arbusti
Lineage: Eukaryota; Fungi; Ascomycota; Dothideomycetes; Pleosporales; Pleosporaceae
Exons: 2
Coding region: 1-1251 (416 amino acids)
Source: RefSeq, a predicted model, not a curated record
AUGGCGAAUCCGAAUGCCUUUACGGAUAGGUUGCGUGGAGCAACAAGGCAGACAAGACAGAUGGACGAUGAUGAGGAUGCGGAUUCGGUGGCAGAUGCAGGUGCGGAUGAGGAUGGGGAGAGAGCAGAUGAUGGAGAAGUUGCGACGCCGAUCCCGCCGCCUGGAGCACGCCGGCAAGACUUCAGCUCGAUCAUGAGGGCCGAAUUCAACCCCGAAAUGACGACCCCAUUCGGUGAUGAUGGGCGGCAGCAGCACACCACACCCCCUCGCGCCAAGAUGGAAGGCGCCCAACUGCGGGUGUGGAAUGAGCCGGCAGCAGAGCUAAAGGGAGAGAGGGAGAAGUAUGGACUGCAGCCAGGGGAAACCAUGGAGCAGAGAUAUGACGAGUUGGCUUUAAGGUUCAAGAGCCUCAAAGCCGAGCAUGAAGGAGAGGAUGGGAAAGGGGGGCUGUUGUGCAAGUACGAUGUUCUCGAGAAGAACCUCAACGAGCUGAAAGAAAUGCAUGACGGGGAAGACGGCAAAGAAGGGCUUGUUUCAGAGCUUGAGCAGCUGAAGCAAAACUAUGCGGACUUGACCGGCAGGUACAACGCCCUAUCGGAAAAGUACCAUGGUAAAGACGGAAACGGGGGGGUUGUUUCAGAGCUUGAGCAGCUGAAGCAACAUCAUGGGAACUCGGCCGACAGGUCCGAGCACCUGGAGGAGAGUGACCGUGGGAAGGGCGGCCCAGGAGGACCAGAGGCAGCGCAUGGCAAGCUCAGGGAUGAAGCGGAAGAUACGGCAGCACAGCCUGAGACGACGCAGGCAGAUAACCAGGAGCUCACAAAGGAGGUUGUCAGUCUGCGGGCAGCUGCCGGAUCAUGGAAUCGUGUUGCGGAGGCUUUGGAGAAGGCCGAUGGCAACGUCGAUCAUCUCUACAGGUACCUCAACUACGUUGCCGCGGUUUCCAAGAUGUGCGCUUAUAUCAAGACAUGGUUGGCGAGCACUCAUGAUGCUGACGCCCUUGACCUGUUCAGUGCUUCUCAGGAUAUUGAUGAGGCAGAGGCAGUUUGGACGACUCUGAAAUUCUUCAUAGAGCCUGGCGGGAUGGAGGAGCAACGGAGAACUGAGGCGAUCUCGUGGGAGACGGUGGCGGGUGAGCGGCAACGUGAGGCGGGCUGGUGGAAGGAUGCUGCGAAAAGGGCGAGUGUGGCGAUAACGCAACGUGACGCCGCGAUCCAGCUACUGCGUGGGCACAUAGAGAAGACCGGUUAG